Rotaria socialis is the source of this 663-nucleotide messenger RNA. The record is from the annotation of a GenBank genome assembly. NCBI's taxonomy places the organism in Eukaryota, Metazoa, Rotifera, Eurotatoria, Philodinida, Philodinidae.
AUGUAUACGACGACAACUUCUUCUCCAACAUCGUUGUCCAAUAGUCCCAAUUCAGUAAUAGAAAAUCAUUGUACACCGAUAGGAUCUUCGUCAACUCAUCAUUACGGACGUACGACAUCAUAUAAUCGUACAUCGAUUAAACGUACAAUAACAACAAGAAAAAAUUAUGUAUUCAUUACAACGACGGGUAAAAGUCGAAGAGAAUUGAGUGAAGUACAUGGUUUUUCUGAAGAGCAAAUUGCUGUAUUUGAAGAAUCAUUUUCUUUGCUGGAUAAAGAUGGCGAUGGAAAUAUAUCAAAUUAUGAAAUUCGUUCAUUAAUGCAUUCACUGGGUUAUUCACCAAGUGAAGAAGAUAUUUCAACUGUGAUAUCAAAAGUUGAUACUGAUGGUAAUGGAAGUGUUGACUUCGAUGAAUUUUUAACUAUGAUGCGUUGUCGUCGAUCAACUGGCGAAAGUGAUAAAGAAUUACAUCAAGUUUUUAAAGUUUUUGAUAAAAAUCGAGAUGGUUAUAUUGAUAAAGAUGAACUUUAUGAUAUGUUAUCAAGGCUUGGUGAACAUCUUACAGAAGAAGAUGUAAAAGAAAUGAUUGAAGAAGCUGAUUGUCUUGAUCAUGACGGAAAAGUAUCGUAUGAAGAAUUUCUAGCAAUAUUAUAUUCAAAAUAA